GCGGCCAUGAGCAGCGCCGAGAAGCAGCAGGUGCCGCCGGGCUCUCGGUCCCCGGCCAAAGGCCCGAAGCCCCCGAGGAUGCCCAAGUGCUCCCGCUGCAGGAACCACGGCUACGUGUCGCCCCUGAAGGGACACAAGCGCUUCUGCAACUGGAGGGACUGUCAGUGUCCCAAAUGCAAGCUGAUAGCCGAGAGGCAGCGAGUGAUGGCGGCCCAGGUGGCCCUGAGGCGGCAGCAGGCCCAGGAAGAGGAGCUUGGGAUUUGUAGUCCGGUGGCUCUGUCCGUCCCCGACGUGAUGGUGAAGAAUGAAGCUGCGGCCGAUUGCUUGUUCUCUGAGGAGGGACCAUCUCCUUCACCUUCCCCGUCUCUGGCCGUCACAGGCGGUCGCUCUGCGGCGUCUCCCAGCCCGUCGGCUGGCGGCCGCGCUCACGGCGAGGGAUCGUCGGACCUGCUGCUGGAAACGUCCUAUUACAACUUCUACCAGCCCUCGCGCUACCCCACCUACUACAGCAACCUGUACAACUACCAGCAGUACCAGAUGCCUCACGCCGAGGGACGCCUGUCCAGCCACAACGUGUCCUCCCAGUACCGCAUGCACUCCUACUACCCAGCAGCCACCUACCUGACCCCAGGCCUGAGCUCCACCACCUGCGUGCCGCCCCUCUUCAGCCUGGACGACAACAACAACAUCAACUGCUCUGAGGCCAUGGCGGCCUCCUUCUCCCCCAGCAGCACCACGGCGGGCCACGACCCCGCCAUGACCUGCAGGUCCGUCAUGGGCAACGAGUGCGAGGCCGGCGGCGAGGCCCCCGCCUUCGCCUCCAUCGGCGACGGGAACGCCGCCAAGUGAGCGGCG
Pungitius pungitius (ninespine stickleback) is the source of this 855-nucleotide messenger RNA. RefSeq names its product doublesex and mab-3 related transcription factor 1 (gene dmrt1). Lineage: Eukaryota; Metazoa; Chordata; Actinopteri; Perciformes; Gasterosteidae. The record is from RefSeq and is a predicted model, not a curated record. Gene Ontology annotation, biological process: sex differentiation; germ cell development; regulation of transcription by RNA polymerase II. Bases 7 to 849 code for a protein of 280 amino acids. The transcript is spliced from 5 exons. Gene Ontology annotation, cellular component: nucleus. Gene Ontology annotation, molecular function: RNA polymerase II cis-regulatory region sequence-specific DNA binding; DNA-binding transcription factor activity, RNA polymerase II-specific.